AUGCCCUGCUUGCCUGGUGUGCCAUAUCAUUUUCCAAUGCUAUAUUCUGUACUUAUGAACAGAUACAUCCUCAAGAUACCUUUGGUCGAGUUAUGU
Geodia barretti is the source of this 96-nucleotide messenger RNA. Lineage: Eukaryota; Metazoa; Porifera; Demospongiae; Tetractinellida; Geodiidae. The record is from the annotation of a GenBank genome assembly.